Molecule: messenger RNA, 1428 nt
Organism: Cotesia glomerata
Lineage: Eukaryota; Metazoa; Arthropoda; Insecta; Hymenoptera; Braconidae
Product: E3 ubiquitin-protein ligase MARCHF3-like
Exons: 7
Coding region: 117-1001 (294 amino acids)
Biological process (GO): protein ubiquitination
Molecular function (GO): zinc ion binding; ubiquitin-protein transferase activity
Source: RefSeq, a predicted model, not a curated record
GAAAAAGAGAUAAAGGAUAGGAAUAAAGAGACUUAUAAGGAAAACAAAUAAAUAAUAUUAUUGCGCAUUAACCUGGACUGCUAUGCUCGUUUUAUUAAACGUAAUUUUAGUCUAUCAUGUUUGAGAGUGAGACAGAAAUUCCAGAAGGGGAAGGAUUCUCUCAUCACCGGGCACUGGCAUCCACAGAAGACCUUUCGCCACAAGUCAGAGGUAGUCAAAACUCCUCAAGCCCCAGCGACUCACCCGCCCAAGUUGAACGAUGUUUGAGCCCUAGUCUCAUUUCCGUGGGUUCUUGUGUCUGUCGGAUCUGUCAUCGUCCAAGCGGAAUUACCGAGAAACUCGUAUCACCUUGUAGAUGCAAAGGAACACUGGCGUAUGUUCAUCUUUCAUGUUUGGAACGGUGGUUAAACCAGUCUUGUCGUAACCACUGUGAGUUGUGUCGUUACCGUUUCAAUGCCGUAGAGACUCCUCGUUAUCACUGGAAGGAUUCAUUAAGAAUCUGGAUGAGGCAUCCACGGAAUCUACAUCACUUAAAGUCUGACUUGGCGGUAGUUAUACUACUUACAAUAGUGACUACGGGUUUGGUGGUAGUUUGUUUAUUGGGCAUGAGAUAUUUUAUUAUCGAGGGAAGAAAAAUCGGUAUAUCAAGACUGUGGACACGUGGCGCCAUUGUUUUUUUUAUUGCCGUUGUCAUUCUUGGAUACUGUACUACCGUUUAUCUUCUUGUCAAGGACCAGCUUGCACCUUGGCACAGAUGGUGGAAGAACACAGUGGACAUAAGAUUGGUGAUAGAACCGCAGCAACAACAGCAACAGCAGCAGCAUCAGCAUCAACGAACAAGUCAAGAGUCGGAGGUUGUAGGUCAACUGGGCGAAGAAACUGCUGAUAGAACUAGCGCUCCCACCCUCGAAGAAUCUACGAUUGCGAUCGAUGGAAUUCAAGUCGUUGAUGUUAAAGCUGAGAAAGCACCGGAAUUCAAAGUCCCCGUGUCGAGCUUUUAAUCAGUGAUGUUAUUACCAAUAAGUCUUUAGGAUAAAAAGGAGUUAAGGCGACAGUUGUACAAGUUAUUGGCAUACCCAACCAAUGCCGUUGUAUUCCAAUUUUCCAGAUGGUCGAGCUACAGGAAUAAAAUAUUGCACUGACGAAACGGGUUGAAAUGAUAUACAGUCAAAAUUCAGAAAGAAUCGACGUACCGUUUCUAUUUUUUUGUUUUUUAAUCUAGUUCCGAUGGAGAAAAAUACCACACCAGCUUUAUUUUUAUAGAAAUUUUGUCCGUGAUAACAACUUUUUACAGAAACUCUUUUUCGAAUAAUAAAUAACUUUCAACGAAGUUAUUGUUUGCGAGUUUUAGGGUGGAAUAUUUACAUAAGUGAAAUUUUUAUUAAAUGUUCAAAUCUGAAAACCAAAAUUGAUGGAAGGAUUUGUUAA